This is a messenger RNA of Talaromyces rugulosus, 6414 nucleotides long. RefSeq lists its product as uncharacterized. Lineage: Eukaryota; Fungi; Ascomycota; Eurotiomycetes; Eurotiales; Trichocomaceae. Gene Ontology annotation, molecular function: phosphatidylinositol-3-phosphate binding. Gene Ontology annotation, biological process: piecemeal microautophagy of the nucleus; autophagosome assembly; autophagy of mitochondrion. Gene Ontology annotation, cellular component: extrinsic component of membrane; phagophore assembly site. The record is from RefSeq and is a predicted model, not a curated record. The transcript is spliced from 4 exons. The coding region runs from base 1 to 6414 and encodes 2137 amino acids.
AUGGCCUUCUUCCUACCUUGGUUCGUGCAGAAGCGCUUGUUGCGCUAUGCACUGACCCGUAUCGACCUGCUGGACCUCGACUCCGCGGACCUCGAUGGCUUGGGUUUCCGCUGGGGACAGAAGAGUUCGAUGCAACUGCAGGAUAUAGACUUGAAGGUCGAGAAAAUAGCUUCUCUUCUCCGAUUGCCGCAAACAUGUCAACUUUUGAAAGCCCGCGUAUCCUUGCUACGUCUUAAUAUACCCGCGGAUCUUUACAACGAUGGGGUGGUGGUCGAGAUCGAAGGAAUCGAUAUUCAUCUUCGCUUGCUAUCAGACGAUAGCCUCGAAGCUAGCAGAAAUUUCAACCACCCAACAGAGAAACCCCCCUCGGAAGAUAACAUCCUCCCGACGACAGACGACUUGGCGGAAUCGUUCCUAAAGUCUGAGCCCAAAGAGGAGAGGGAAGAACUAGAAGCAGCGAUUUCGUCUCAAUCCCAAUACCUACAGCAAUCAACGACGUCGCUCAGUGACGAUGGUGACGUGGGCAUUGGGAACGAGGGCUUGUCGCUUCCUAGCUUCAUUUCCAGCUUUAUUCAGGGUAUCACCGAUAGGCUGCAAGUCAAGGUUAAUGGCAUUAAUAUUCGGAUUGCCAUGGAUCUGCCCCAAGAUGGGCCCGUGAAACGAGCACCAGAAAACAAACCAGACCAGGUUACGGCACUGCUAGUAAUUCGAGAAAUCUCAGCUACUGGUCUUCUAUCUAAUUCCGAUGACGAAGACUCGGCAACGAAUCAGCGCGGAAGGACGAUCACCGUCGACAAUCUCCAUGCUAUGCUCGUAUCAGACCCUGUUGUUUUUUCCAAUUAUUCACGCUUCGGCGCAGCUCCUUCUUCUCCGUCGACAACGCAUUCGAAAACGGACCAGGAGUCGAUACGAACAGAAUUACCAUCGCCGUCCCAGACUUCUUCUACAUCCGACUCAACCCUGGAUUUAUCCCGUUCAGUGGUGUGGAAUCGUUCUCAAGUCACCGAGAGGUCGACCUUCCUAGAAAACAGAAACAUGGAGAGUUCAACACACACCUUGGAAGGACGGUUCUCGGAUGCUGGGAGUGAAGCCGAGUACGAUCCUCGUUCAUAUCUAGUAGACCAGUCGACGUCUGGCAGUCGUUACGACGACGUCAAUGAAGAGAUUUACGACAACCCGGCUUAUCUCGAUGAGGUCUUUCACUCUCAGUACCUAGAUGGCGUUGAGGACUCUGGCAUACUGCCUCCACGGUCCAUGGAAGAAGGUGCGGGUACUCCACGGCCACAUAGCCCGCAGCUUGAUUCUCCGGUGUCGGCAGAAACCUGGCAUGAUUUUGACCAGCCUCAGCUGCCAGUUGAGCAUGAAGAUCACAAUCUCGCGUCUAGUUAUUUGCACGAUGAUACAUCGGAAGACACUUCUCGAACCAUAUUUCAUGAAUUGCCGCCUUCACAGGCUGCUGAUACAUCUUACUAUGCUGCAUCAUUUGAGGGCCUUGGAGCUGUUCAUAGCGACAACAAUAACGAUGAGAAUGUCAUUUCUAGCCGGACAAGCUCCUCUUCAGGCUCACAGACAGGCGACUUGUCGGAGUCUAAAUUGUUCACCCACGAAGAGGCCUCUAGCAUGUACAUGAGCGCCAUCAGUCAUGGCUCAGAGGAUUACAGUCCUGCAAUGCCCGGUGCCUGGGACUCGUCAAGUUUUAGAGAAGAGUCAACAUCACUUCCUACGAGGUCUCGGGUUAUCUCUGGGUCAGAAAUUGAUGACGAUAGUGACACAAAAACGUCGACACCGAAACUGACUGUCCACACCGGUGAUUCUACUUUGGAUCAAGACAAAGAUGGCCCAGGCGAUUACUCGACUUCCACGCAUGCAUCAAUUCACCGCGAUCGAUCUCAAACACCAUCAGAUGCGACUAGCGAGAACAUUGAGGUUGCUCGCAAAGUCCUGGAGGUCGAUCGAAUUACGAUAUGGAUUCCAGUGGGGAAUAUUAAUGGAGAGCCGGAAAGGCAUCAAGAACCGGAGGAAGAUCACCAGGGUAGCACCAAUACUAAAUUUUCGACAAAUCCAUCUCACUCCACGAUGGGUGACAGCCUCGGAGCCUCAAAACUGGCGUUUUCCACGCGAAGCCGCUGGGAUUCUCUGAUGUCUCCUGUUUCUCACGAAGAAGCAGAGCAGGCGGCUGCAGAUAAACCACAAGGUACUGACCAAACAAGGCCUAAGAAUUCAGCACCCGACAUAUCUGUCGACAUCAACAAUGCGGUCAUUUUGUUCGACAUAGCAACGGGCUGGCUACUAAUCAAAGCAGGCCAGAAAAUGGCAUCUGUUUCUGAGGGAAUAAUGGCCGAAUUCAACUCCACCAAUACUCCAAAGUCCUCAGCACCGAGCUCUCAGAGCCUUAAUUUCUCCCUUCAAACUUGUUCGAUUAAGUUUCUUCAACAUUUGACUGGCAUUCCAUAUCAUGGUCGACAUGGAACCGAUUUUUCACACCCAGGUCUCUCUCCCGUCCAAGAUGUCAUAUUACAAGUGUCAAUAGCAGGUGCCAAAUCCACUCUUGGUCUUAGGACAGACACAGCGGAGUUUCAGCUCAAAAUAGCCAAGUUUGUUCUAGGAUAUGCAUCAGAGGACUUGAUUUCCUUCAACGAAGGACUGAAAAUGAGAGAGUCUGUAAGAGACAUUCUCGCACCGGUUCACAAUGACCUUUCUCUUUCUAUAACAAAGACCACUGGAUCCGCGAGAAUCGACUUGUCCACAUUGCCAAUUCAUUUGAAUUUUAAUAUUCAGAGAUUGGAAGAACUUCUUGGGUGGUUCGGUGGGCUGAGUACCAUCCUAGAACUCGGAGGCUCGAUAGCAUCUGUUUCUACUGUUCGAGAAGAAAAACCUCAAAAACCUGUCAAAUCCUCCCCCGGUGUCAGGUUUGCAGGCAUUCCUCCUACCGAGCCCGCUUCCGUGUCCACGUCCUCGACGUCCACUCCAUGGAAGGUGAACGCAAGGCUAGGUGGCGUCCUUGUUGAUUUGAUUGGCGAAACCUGCGCCCUCGAGCUAAGAACUACUGCUGUUAAAGUUGUUAGCAGGUUCGAAGGAAUCGGCAUCCAAAUCGACAAGGGCGAGCUGAGUGGACCGUAUCUGAUUGACGACAGUAACGAUGCUCCCGCUAAGGUCACAUUGGGGAAUAUUCGGGUUGAAUACUUGUUUUCGCCGAGGGAAGUCGAUUUAGAUAGACUUUUAUCCCUGUUAACACCAUCUCAAGACAAGUACGAGGAAGACGACGAUAUCAUGCUUGAUACACUUCUGCGACAAAGGCGACAGGGAGGUGUCCUCCGGGUCACAAUAACAACGCUAAACCUUCUCAUUUCCGACCUUCAUGGCUUACAUCCUUUAUCGUCUCUUCCCAACGAGGUUUCCAAACUGUCUAACGUAGCGAAAUACCUACCCGAAGAUGACCGACCGGGUAUCAUGACUUUAGCAUUGAUUCGCGAAUUUGAAAGUCAGAUUCGCGUCGGUGGGAAGAUUGGUGAUUUGAAUGUGAUUUCUCAAGAUAUGGAGGCAGCGCAUAUCGGCCUUCCCUCCCUGGUUGCCGGCCAAGUGAAGCGUCUUUCAGUCAACAGAAACGGCACAGAAGAACUUAUCGGUGAAGCACUGGAAAAGCCCCCCGUUGCUGGUCCCGCCCGGCCAUCUGUCCCCAUGAUAAUGACUCGAUUCCUUGCGGAUGAAAUGGAACCGACUGUGAAAGUUAAGCUGUGUAAUCUGAGGGUAGAGUACAUGGUUUCUGCUGUCAUGGCAUUUAUGGGGCUUGGAGAUGAAACAACAUCGGAGGAUUUGGCGGUUAAUUUGGCUAAUUCCGUUGCCAACCUCACCGAAUUACAAACUUCUCUACACCAAGCGAUGUCUCCAUCGGCCUCUGUGGUCUACAAACCUGAGACAAAACCGUACAAGCUUGCUGUGUCGCUCAGAGAUUGUGUUAUUGGACUGAAUCCACGAGACAUGCCGGCUAAAGGCCUCGUGGUAUUUGCAUUUGCCAAGCUCAGGGGUAGUCUUGAAAAAGAAACGACUUCUGAGGCUAAUUUUGAAAUCAAAAAGGCAACCGUCAUGAUCAUAGAUGACACGCAAAAUAUUGAUUCGGUGGAUACAUCAAACCAACGGAGCAUAUCUGCCGGGCAAAGCGAGCAGAUCAAGGGCUUCACGGACAAAGGCUUUGUUCCUGUAUCGUUUAUAUCUUCGGCCAUGAUUUCAGCAAAGAUAAACCAACCUGACAACGAUGGGACUAAAUCAGUAGAUAUUGAUGUUAGAGAUGAUCUACUCAUCUUGGAAACCUGUGCGGAUUCGACCCAGACUUUCAUCAGUCUUAUUAACGGCCUCUCUCCCCCAACACCGCCAAGCACGGCGCUCAAAUACCGCACCGAAGUUAUGCCUAUACAGGACAUGCUCGCGUCUUUCACGGGGGAUGCUUUUGCUACAGAUGAAAUAACGGAUGCCGAGGACAUCUCUGGACACGAUUUUGAUGAACAGCUCGGAGGCGCCAUUGAAGAUGAGCUGGAAUACGUGAGCGAAUUCUAUCCUCAAAAGCCCGAUCAAGAGGAAGCCAUGAGCGCGAGUAUGAUGAGUUCGACAAGCGAUGCUUCCAGGCCACCACAUCUUCUGGAUAGCUUCCAAUCGGAUAAUAACGUCACAAUUAGCAUGUCCGGACUUGAUUUUAGAGAUGACCAUUUUGCCAAGCAGUCGACUGUUGGUGGCACAGCUCACCGAUGGGAUUCUUCCCAUAACACGUAUGGACUUGCAAACGAGGUCAAGAUCCAUGGAAGCCCUCUUAGAGUCAGAGUGCGCGAUGUGCAUUUUAUUUGGAAUUUGUUUGACGGUUAUGAUUGGCAACGCACAAGAGAUACGAUUUCAAAAGCCGUCAAAGACGUCGAGAUAAAAGCGACAGAGCGACGCGCCAAAAAGGGCGGUCUCGCGCCUGUCGAAGAGGACGAGGAAGAAUCAGUGAUCGGCGACUUUCUCUUCAAUUCAAUUUACAUUGGAAUCCCAGCGAACAAAGAUCCUCGUGAACUUUCCAGGGCGAUCAAUCAUGACAUCGACGACCUGGCCAGUGAGACGGGCAGCUAUAUUACGUCGACUACAGUCACGGGAAUGACAUCGCGUCAAAACAGAGCCCCUUCGGUUAGGACGAAAAGAUUACGACUGUCGCGCAGUAGACACCAUAAAAUGACAUUUGAACUAAAAGGCAUCUCGGCAGACUUUGUUGUCUUCCCGCCAAACGCAGGGGAAACGCAAAGCUCGAUAGAUGUGCGAGUGCACGAUCUUGAAAUAUUUGACCAUAUUCCCACGUCAACUUGGAAAAAGUUUGCUACAUAUAUGUACGAUGCUGGGGAGCGAGAGAGUGGGACCAGCAUGGUGCACCUGGAGAUUCUGAAUGUUAAGCCAGUGGCGGAGCUGGCUGCAUCGGAGAUUGUUCUAAAGGCUACUCUUCUACCUUUGCGCCUCCACGUCGACCAAGACGCUCUAGACUUUUUAAGUCGAUUCUUUGAGUUCAAGGACGAGUCAGCACCUGCUCCAAGUUCUCCCAGUGAUCAACCAUUCUUGCAAAGGGUUGAAAUAAACGCCGUUCCUGUCAAACUUGACUUCAAACCCAAGCGGGUCGACUAUGCAGGAUUGCGCUCUGGACGGACGACUGAAUUCAUGAACUUUUUCGUCCUGGAUGAAGCGGACAUGGUGAUGCGACAUGUCAUCAUCUAUGGAGUAUCAGGAUUUGACAAGCUUGGCCAAACGCUGAAUGAUAUCUGGAUGCCUGAUAUUAAGCGGAACCAGCUGCCUGGAGUGUUGGCAGGUCUCGCCCCAAUCCGGUCUUUGGUCAAUGUCGGAAGCGGGUUCAAAGACCUUGUUGUGGUUCCGAUGCGCGAGUAUCAAAAGGACGGACGAAUUGUGCGCAGUAUACAGAAAGGAGCGUUCUCGUUUGCAAAGACCACAAGCAACGAGCUUGUCAAACUGGGAGCUAAGUUGGCUAUCGGGACUCAAACUGUUCUCCAGAGUGCCGAGGAUUUCCUCGGUGCGCCAAAGGCGGCACAAGGAGCUCAUCAUCAUCUCGAGGGAGACGGGGAUUCUGCAGACGAAGAGGAGAAGAAGCAGAUUUCCCACUAUGCCGAUCAGCCUGUGGGCGUUGUUCAAGGACUCCGCGGCGCGUUCAGCAGCUUGGAACGCGACUUGCUCACCGCACGCGAUGCCAUUGUGGCGGUGCCUGGAGAAGUCAUGGAAAGUGGCAGCGCAGCAGGGGCUGCAAAGGCCGUCUGGCGACGUGCCCCGACGGUCAUUUUGCGUCCUGCCAUCGGUGCUUCAAAGGCUGUUGGGCAGACUCUCCUGGGUGCAGGCAAUACGCUAGAUCCCACGAAUCGACGGAGGAUUGAAGAUAAAUAUAAACGCCAUUAG